AUGCUGGGCUGCAGGCAGCUAUUCUCCGCCCGAUGGCAACUGCAUCCUGCAUCUUCCGGGGUCGUGCGAACACAGGCUGCUCCUCUCAGCAUAAGCCAUGUUCUACGAGCGACAUGGCGAGAUCAGAAGAAACCCCCACCCCCACCUCGGUUCAAGGGAAAGCCCGUCAGCGGCCUUCGUGCCCGUAUUGACCGCAUCAACCCAAGCUACAUCAUAUUUGGCUUUCUGGGCAUCUACGGCGUUGUCUUCCUUGCCUGGACCGCGGCGAAAGGGCGUGCGAACUUGGACGGGAAUCUCGAUCAACUACGGUUCAUGCUGAGCAACUUCGCUUUGUCGUGGCCAAAUUUACAAGCCGGUAGACUAUGGGUCAUGAUUACCGCCGCGUUCUCUCAUAUCGAGAUAUGGCAUCUCGCCAUGAAUGGUUUCGUAUUUUGGAGCCUUACACCCUUGGUGAUCCGCAUACUCGGCAACGCACAGUUCCUCGGCCUUUACGUAAUUGGCGCUGUUGUCAGCAACGUCAUAUCUUUGGCUCUGACAGCACAACAUGACAGACAGAACCAUAGGUCAGUGGGAGCUAGCGGCGCUAUGUACUGCGUGGCAACGCUCUGGGCUUGCUGUUACCCUAACGCGCGCAUCCUUCUCUUUUUCGUGAUACCCUGUCCUGCAUGGGGAGCCAUCACCGGCGUGCUUGCAAUCGACGGCUAUAACGCGUGGCUCAAGUCGAAAGGGGAUUUCAACGCGUACUCGGACAAGAUUGACGUCGCAGCACAUGUUGGAGGCAUCCUGACGGGUCUGGCGUACUAUCUCCUUCGUGUACGGUUCAAAAUAUAA
Peniophora sp. CBMAI 1063 is the source of this 831-nucleotide messenger RNA. The record is from the annotation of a GenBank genome assembly. Lineage: Eukaryota; Fungi; Basidiomycota; Agaricomycetes; Russulales; Peniophoraceae.